ACUGAGGCCGGGCUCGGCCCCUGGCGUCGGGCAGCGGUGCGCGAGGAACGCCGCCCCUCAGGCGCGGAGGGGCCGAGGCUCGGAGAUGCCGCCCGGCAAAGUCUUGCAGCCGGUCCUGAAGAUGAAGGUGGACGAGCUGUUCCUGUGCUGGCUCAGCGAGUCCAGCACGCAGAGGAUGCUCCAGGACUGCUUGCAGAGGAUCAAGACGCCCGGGCGGACCGAGAUGGGCGCUGGGGACGCGGGGCAGCCCGGGCCCCUGUCAGCGGCCGCAGCCCCCGCCUGCAAACCCAGUGCGCUGGAUAGCCAGGGGGCGCCCAGCCCGGCCCCCGCGUCCGCCGCGCUGCCCCUGGGGGCCGCCUCCAGUCCCAGGAGUGGGCCACACGUCCGAGGGCCUCGUAGAUCCGCAGGGACCAGAGUAGUCCAGGCGAAGAAGGAGGAGCCGCUGCCGCCCGCCAGCAGCCAGAGCAUUCCGGCCUUCUACUUCCCCCGAGGCCGGCCGCAGGGCACGGCGCAUGUGGAGGCCGCCAUCGCCACCGUCGAGAGGACCUUCGCGCAGUUCCCGCAUGAGCGGGCCACCAUGGAGGACAUGGGCCGAGUGGCCAGGGCAUGUGGCUGCCCCCUCUACUGGAAGGGACCUCUCUUCUGUGGAGCCGGCGGGGAACGCACCGGCUCCGUCUCUGUGCACAAGUUCGUCGCCAUGUGGAGGAAGGUCCUGCAGAACUGUCACGACGACGCUGCCCGGUUCGUCCACCUGCUCAUGAGCCCCGGCUGCAACUACCUGGUGCAGGAGGACUUCAUCCCCUUCCUGCAGGACGUGGUGGACACGCACCCCGGGCUGGCUUUCCUGAAGGAGGCGGCGGACUUCCACUCUCGCUACAUCACCACGGUCAUUCAGAGGAUCUUCUACACGGUCAACCGGUCCUGGUCCGGGAGGAUCACGUGCGCAGAGCUGCGGAGGAGCACCUUCCUGCAGAACGUGGCGCUGCUGGAAGAGGAAGCGGACAUCAACCAGCUGACAGACUUCUUCUCCUACGAGCACUUCUACGUCAUCUAUUGCAAGUUCUGGGAGCUGGACACUGACCACGACCUGCUCAUCGACGCGCAGGACCUGGCACGGCACAACGACCAUGCCAUAUCCACCAAGAUGAUCGAGAGGGUCUUCUCGGGAGCGGUGACACGAGGUAGAAAGGUGCAAAAAGAAGGGAAAAUAAGCUACGCUGACUUUGUCUGGUUUCUGAUCUCUGAGGAAGACAAGAAAACCCCGACCAGCAUCGAGUACUGGUUCCGCUGCAUGGACCUGGAUGGGGACGGGGCACUGUCCAUGUUCGAGCUGGAGUAUUUCUACGAGGAGCAGUGUCGCCGGCUGGACAGCAUGGCCAUCGAGGCCCUGCCCUUUGAGGACUGCCUCUGCCAGAUGCUGGACCUGGUGAAGCCCCAGAACGAAGGGAAGAUCACGCUGCACGACCUGAAGAGCUGCAAGCUCGCCAACGUCUUCUUCGACACCUUCUUCAACAUCGAGAAGUACUUGGAUCACGAGCAGAGAGAGCAGGCGUCCCUGCUCAGGGAGAGCGAGAGCGAAGGCCCCGAGCUGUCGGACUGGGAGAAGUACGCGGCGGAGGAGUACGACAUCCUGGUGGCCGAGGAGGCUGCGGGGGAGCCCUGGGAGGACGGGUACGAGGCAGAGCUCAGCCCCGUGGAGCACAAGCUGAGCGCUCGGCGGUCUCCGCUGGCCCAGAGGCCCUUCUUCGAGGCGCCAUCUGCACUGGGCUCCGUCGACCUGUACGACUACGAGUGUGGAGACGAUGAUCUGCCGCCCUCGUGACCAUGGCCUCGAGGGACUGCCCGCAGCCAUGCGCAGGGUGCAGCGGCUUCUGUGUCAAAACAAACAAAGCAGUUUGGCAGUGGGCGCGUUCACAGGAGACGAGGUGCAUUGUGGGGGAUGGCCAGCGUCAUUUAUUCGGCUCGGAGGCUGAUCCGAGAGGGGCACGGAGGCGUGUCCCACCGUCCUGGACUCCACGAGGGCGACCCCCCGGGGACUCCGCGAACGCUGGCCGCCCCGCCCGCUGCCCCGCUCCUCCGCUGCACCCGGAGGCGCACCACAUGCUGGCGAGGCCCUCGCGAGGGGACCGGUUUCCUCUCCAGGGGCCCCCUGCAGGGCUGGGGACCCGCACGGACUUCGGGCAUCCUGAGUCCGGAGCUUGCAGGAGCUGGCGCCUCCGCCUGCGCAUCCCCGGGCUCAGGGGCU
Messenger RNA from Pteropus alecto (black flying fox), 2245 nucleotides. It is a transcript of the gene PPP2R3B, whose product is annotated as protein phosphatase 2 regulatory subunit B''beta. NCBI's taxonomy places the organism in Eukaryota, Metazoa, Chordata, Mammalia, Chiroptera, Pteropodidae. Bases 86 to 1822 code for a protein of 578 amino acids. Gene Ontology annotation, biological process: protein dephosphorylation. The transcript is spliced from 13 exons. Gene Ontology annotation, molecular function: calcium ion binding; protein phosphatase regulator activity. Gene Ontology annotation, cellular component: protein phosphatase type 2A complex. The record is from RefSeq and is a predicted model, not a curated record.